GGUACUACAGGGGGACAGCUUGAUUAGACAGCAUGGGCUUUGAGGAGCUGCUGGACCAGGUGGGUGGCUUUGGGCCCUUCCAACUGUGGACUCUGGCGCUCACCGCCCUGCCGCGGAUACUGCUGCCCCUGCAUUUCUUCCUGCCCGUCUUCCUAGCUGCUGUGCCCUCCCACCACUGUGCCCUGCCUGACACCCCGGCCAACAUCAGCCACCAGGACCUGUGGCUGGAGGCCCACCUGCCCCGGGAGCAAGAUGGCACAUUUAGCUCCUGCUUCUACUUUGCCCACCCCCGGGCUCUCCUCAACUCCACACUGUGGAGAGAGGUGCAGAGCCCCGGGGAGCUGGAGGCUGGAGCCUCCACGGUUCCCUGUUCACAGGGCUGGGAGUAUGACAACUCAGAGCUCUCCUCCACCAUUGCUACAGAGUGGGACCUGGUAUGUGAGCACAGAGGCCUGAACAAGCUGACAUCCACCUUAUUCUUCGUUGGUGUGCUGGUGGGGGCAGUGAUCUUUGGAUAUCUGUCUGACAGGUUUGGGAGGCGGCGGCUGCUGCUGGUGGCCUAUGUGAGUUCCCUGGCGCUGGGCCUGGCAUCUGUGGCCUCGGUCAGUUAUGUCAUGUUCACCAUCACCCGCACGCUCACUGGCAUGGCCUUGGCUGGCUUCACUGUCAUCGUGCUGCCGCUGGAGCUAGAGUGGCUGGAUAUGGAGCACCGCACAGUGGCCGGUGUUCUGAGCUCCAUGUUCUGGUCGGGAGGCGUCAUGUUGCUGGCAUUGAUUGGGUACCUGAUACGGGACUGGCGAUGGCUUCUGCUGACUGUCACCCUGCCCUUUGUCCUGGGCAUCAUCAGCAUGUGGUGGAUACCUGAGUCUGCACGUUGGCUUCUAACACAGGGCCGAGUGCAGGAGGCCCAGAGCUACUUGCUCCGCUGUGCCAGGAUCAAUGGGCGCCCUGUGGGCAAGGAUAGCCUGAGCAUGGAGACACUAAGCAAAGUGGCAGCCACAGAACAGGUGGGCCGGAGACCCUCAUACCUGGACCUGUUCCGCACCCCUCGGCUGCGACACAUCUCACUGUGCUGCAUGGUGAUGUGGUUCGGGAUGAACUUCUCUUACUAUGGCCUCACUCUGGACCUGUCGGGGCUCGGGCUGACCAUGUACCAAACGCAGCUCCUUUUCGCCGUGGUGGAGCUGCCCGCCAAGCUGCUGGUCUACGUGAUGGUGCGCCACCUGGGGCGCCGGCCCACGGAGGUGGGCAUGCUGGUGGGCACCGCGCUGACCUUCGGCGUGCAACUGCUGGUGCCUUCGGAAACGAAAUCCUGGCGCACCGCCCUGGCUGUGAUAGGAAAAGCUUUUUCUACAGCCUCCUACACCACCGCCUACCUGUUCACUACAGAGCUGUACCCCACUGUGCUCAGGCAGACAGGGUUAGGGCUGACCUCGCUGGUGGGCCGGCUGGGCAGCUCCCUGGCUCCCCUGGCAGCCUUGAUGGACGGAGUGUGGCUGUCGCUGCCCAACAUUGCCUAUGGAGGGCUCACCCUACUGGCUGCCAGCACUGCCCUCCUGCUGCCAGAGACGAAGCAGGCACAGCUCCCAGAGACUAUCCAGGAUGUGGAGAAGAGGAGUGCCUUGCGCAGUGUUCACGAGGAAGAGAUGCGGAACUGAGCGGAGUUGAGCACAGCCCUCCACAGGCAGCUCUGCGCCGAGUGCCGAGUGCAAAAGGGCAGGCACCUGCAACUCAGACUGGGGGUGCUGAACCCCUCUGCCUCUGGCUGGAUUUGCCAUGGGAGCCUCUGUUCCUGCUUGCCCAGCCAUAGCUAUUCAGCUGCCAGUAACAGGACCACUUCCCAGGAAACAGUGAUUUAUGGGAGGAUCCUGGGCAUCCCUCUCGGGGCUGGGGGGAUUCUGUGAAUAAAGGUGCCUCUUAGGUGGGGGCAGCAGUAAGAAGCUUUGGGAACAGCCUUGGAUAGGAAGCCAUUGAAUUGGCUUUGGGCUCUGAUCUCAGCUUUGCCACCAACUUCCUGUGUGACCUUG
Messenger RNA from Octodon degus (degu), 2027 nucleotides. It is a transcript of the gene Slc22a7, whose product is annotated as solute carrier family 22 member 7. The transcript is spliced from 10 exons. The coding region runs from base 33 to 1658 and encodes 541 amino acids. The record is from RefSeq and is a predicted model, not a curated record. Gene Ontology annotation, biological process: transmembrane transport. Lineage: Eukaryota; Metazoa; Chordata; Mammalia; Rodentia; Octodontidae. Gene Ontology annotation, cellular component: membrane. Gene Ontology annotation, molecular function: transmembrane transporter activity.